Messenger RNA from Dimorphilus gyrociliatus, 790 nucleotides. Lineage: Eukaryota; Metazoa; Annelida; Polychaeta; Dinophilidae. The record is from the annotation of a GenBank genome assembly.
GUUUUUGAAUUGGUAAGGGUAUUUCCUUUUUUUUUAUCUUUUCUACAAUAUAUUUAUAUCUUCUAUAUGUUCUUAUCUUUCAGCAUAAUGGAUUCUUUCACUCUGGAAGUGAUAGUAUGCUUAUACAUUUGUCAGAACAUGGCUCUGUUCAAAUCGCUUGAUAGCCUUCCUCGAAAACUUAUCCGAACCUUGGCUUGUUUCGCUUCGCCAUUGACUCUCCUCAGGUUUCCUAAUUUUUUUGGUGGUAAAGAUAUCGAAGAAAUUUGGUGGGGACAUAUUCGCCUUCUUGAUUUUUACGAGGGAGAUGAUGUAAUUCCUUUCCUAAAGCGAAAGGUUCAUAUUGGUAUUUUCGGUUCGUCACACGUGUUUUCGUCGGAAAUAGUUAAACUUUUUCAACGCCUUAGAAUAUUUAGAGCACGAGGCUACAUAACCGAUAAGACCUUUGAAAGUUUUACUUUGGAAUGCCUCUACGUAAAAAUGGGAGGCACGCGCUAUGGUAGAAUUGUACGUCCACCAUGCUUUCAUACCUAUACUGAAUAUAUGUUCCGAAACACGAAAUAUUUAACGUUAACUUAUGGAGUCUAUAAAUGGCUAUGUUUACCAAAAAACGUCCAUCUUCUGAGAGCAUUGCGAUACAAUCUGGAACAGGUUUCCUUCAUGAUUAAUUUUCAAUCUGUAAAAAUUCUCAAGUGCUACAACGAAUUCACUAAAAAGGUGCUUAACAAUCCUAAAGGUCUACCUGUCUGUCAGUUACCAGAGAGCCAUAAUACAUCUUCACCAGCGUAUCAAG